Messenger RNA from Harmonia axyridis, 2160 nucleotides. Its product is annotated as pleckstrin homology domain-containing family J member 1-like. NCBI's taxonomy places the organism in Eukaryota, Metazoa, Arthropoda, Insecta, Coleoptera, Coccinellidae. The transcript has a single exon. Gene Ontology annotation, cellular component: recycling endosome; early endosome; trans-Golgi network. The record is from RefSeq and is a predicted model, not a curated record. The coding region runs from base 405 to 1049 and encodes 214 amino acids. Gene Ontology annotation, biological process: endosome organization; receptor recycling; retrograde transport, endosome to Golgi.
UGUCACGGACAUAGAAUAUACAUUUUAAUUUUUUUCUUCAGAAAACAAUGUACUUAAGGCAAAGAUAGGAUAGUGAUAGCAAAUGAAGUGAAUUGUUUUAUGUUAAUGGACUACUUCAUCUAGUAGUUGAAAAACAAGAUAUUUUGAAUUAAAUAUUGACUACCUAACAUUCAUAACAAUGCUGCCUCUCCUCUGGUAACUGGUUACAUAUCUGUCACACAAGUCAACUCAGCAGUCAGCAUCGAAGUGUUAGAGAUUUCCUGGGAAUUAUUGAAUAUGUAUGAAUUAUUUUCUUGCUUACUUUUGCAAGAGCUGUAUUCAUAGUAAUAUUUCAGAGGCAUUGUCCAUGAAGUACAAAUAAGUAUCUAGUCAUUAUUUGAUAAAUCGUAUAAUUCAAAUAAAAUAUGAGGUUCAAUGAUAAAGAAAUGAUUCAAUUUUCCAAUGAAAACACACCAAAAUUGGAGGGUGUUUUACAACAUAUGAAACCUUCUGGCAAAGAAUGGUCUGAUUGGUAUCAACAGCCAACCUUCAAAGAAAGGUAUUUCAAACUGUUUUCAAAUCUACUCUUCUAUUACAAAUUGAAUGAUCCAGAACCCAUGGCUGUGUUAGUAUUGGAAAAUGCUCGUAUUGCUUACGAACUAAAAGGCAUUCCUUUUGCAUUUUCUAUUACAUUCAGAGUGAACAGUAAAGUACGAGAUAACGAUCUUAAGCAUAUAUUUUCUUGUCGAUGUGAAACUGAUGUUAAUAAAUGGGUUUCUUCACUCAAAGCAGCAUCCUAUGAAUACUGGCGUACUCAAUAUCAUAUACUGAGAGCCAAAAUAAGUAUGAAAAUUGGCGAUGAUCCAGUAUUAGAUUACAUGAAAAAUAAUUCUCGAGAAACAGAAAAAUCAAAUGGCAAAAGUGACAAUAUUGUUACCCAGAAGAAAGCUACUUUUCAUAGUCAUAUUGAAUUAGAAUGUAGUGAUACAAAUGGUUUCAUGAAGAUCAAGAAUUAUUCAGAAUGUACAAAAUCUUCAGUAACCAUCCAACAAAAUUUAAUUGAUUUAUAGAGAUGUGCUGUAAUCAAUAUUUUAUGAAAUAUCCUUGAUCUCUUGUUUAAUGAUUAAAUUUUUCAGCUCGCUAUUAUGUCACUGCUGAUUCACAUUUAUUUUAUAAAAGUAUUUGCAGCAUAAUUGUAUAGGUAUAUCUUAUUUAUUCAAAAUAAUACCUUUAACAGAAGCAAUAAUGUGUAACCAAAAUUAUGCUCAAUGUUCGACAGUAACAAAUCCUUGUAACUUUUAAAGUGUUUAUAUCCAAAUAAUUUAAGCAAUUAUUUGACUCAUCACUUGAAAACUAAGUAAUUUUUUUAUUUUAAUUUGGCGUUUUCUUUUCAGGCAGAAUGAGAUUAGAAAUUGAACAAAACACUUUUUCCUUAAUUUUCAAAGUUUUGAUAAGAAAACUUUAUGAAUUGCAAUUGAAUAUAACCAGUAUUUUUUAACAUGAAGUAUAAAAUUUUUUUCUCUUUGAAAUAAGUUGAAUCAGAAGUGUAAAUAAACAAAGUUUCUCUGCAUUGAACAUAACAUGAUCAGUUCCUUGGACUGAGAUUAGUUAUCUUGCCAAUGAAAAAGUAAUAAGCUUCUCAGUAAUUUUUGUUAACGUAUAAUACUUAAGUAUAAAUUUGAAUUGUUUUCAGUAUAUGCAAUUCAAAUUGUGAUAUUUUUAGAUAUUUUAUUGUCGGAAUGAAUUAAUUACAUUUAAGUUGUUUUCAAUUUCGAGCAAGCAAAUGAGCUUAAUAUAUGAUUGCAAAGUAAUUGUUCGUUGAAUUUUAAUUCAUUUUAUAUUUCAGUUUUACUUACAUCUUGAAAUGCUAAUAUUUAUUUUAAAGAUAAGUGCGUUGUUUCAGUAACCAAUCCUCAUAUAUAGAAUUGUUCAAAGUAUAAAUUAAUUCAUUUUCAAUUUGUGAAAAGCAUGGAUUGAUCAUUUUUGGAGGGUAAUUGUAGUUUAUACAUUGUACAAAAUAAUUUGUGAUCCCAACAACUGAAUGAAUAUUUUCUUACGAACAAAAAAUGCUUGUAUAAAAUGAUAUAUUUUUUUAAAGUGUAAUGUUGUAUGUAUUUGAAUUUAUAAUGACUAAUUAAUUUUAUAGACAAUGUACAAGUGCAAUAAAAAAGUUGAAAAUAA